GGGGGGUUGAAGGAAAAAAACCGACUGGGCUGAUCGGUCUUUGUUUCUGGCUAGGAGGAAACCCUACAGACGCUGUAACCGUUGAGGACUCAAACAUCCCCUUUUACUGCCUGUGGUUUCUUCCUGCUGCCACACACUUCCCAUUCCCCCUGAGAGAUGUCCACUCCUGACCCUCCUAUGGGAGGGACACCUCGGCCUGGUCCCUCCCCAGGCCCGGGACCAUCUCCAGGAGGCAUGAUGGGCCCAAGCCCAGGCCCCUCUCCGGGCUCAGCCCACAGCAUGAUGGGACCAAGUCCAGGACCCCCGGGAUCUGGACACCCUCACCCGCCACAGGGACCCUCAGGAUAUCCUCAGGACAACAUGCACCAGAUGCACAAACCCAUGGAAGCCAUGCAUGACAAGGGAAUGCCCGAUGACCCUCGCUACGGUGGGAUGAAGGGCAUGGGGAUGAGACCAGGGGGGCACAGUGGGAUGGGACCCCCUCCAAGCCCAAUGGACCAACAUUCCCAAGGUUACCCCUCUCCAUUGGGAGGCUCCGAGCACGCACCCAGCCCAGUCCCAGCCAGCGGCCCCCCCUCUGGCCCCAUGAUGCCCGGUGGCCCCUCUGGCCCCGGGUCUGGCCCUAUGGAAGGAAGCGGGGAUCCUAACCAGGGUGUGGGUCAGCCUAAUCGUGGGGGUCCACAGGGUCCAGGUGGACCCGGAGGUGCAGGAGGCGGACCAGGAGGUGCAGGUGGACCAACCCCCUUUAACCAGAACCAGCUGCACCAGCUCAGAGCUCAGAUCAUGGCCUAUAAGAUGCUAGCUCGCAGCCAGCCUCUACCUGAACACCUGCAGAUGGCCGUGCAGGGGAAGAGGCCCAUGCCGGGGAUGCAGCAGCAGCCAAUGCCCAACAUGCCUCAAACUACAGGGCCAGGAGGUGGACCGGGGGCAGGACCAGGACCAGCUCAGGGAAACUACAACAGACCACAUGGUAUGGUGGGUCCAAAUAUGGCACCUCCUGGACCUGCAGGAGUCCCCCCAGGUAUGCAAGGCCAGCCAACUAAUGGACCCCCGAAACAAUGGCCCGAAGGACCCAUGGUAAACGCUGCUGCUCCUUCCAACCCUCCUCAGAAGCUGAUCCCUCCUCAACCCACAGGCAGACCCUCUCCCGCUCCCCCCUCUGUGCCUCCUGCCGCCUCCCCUGUCAUGCCCCCUCAGACGCAGUCCCCCGGUCAGCCGGCUCAGCCUCCUCCCAUGAUGCUUCACCAGAAACAGAACCGUAUCACCCCCAUCCAGAAACCCCGCGGGCUGGACCCAGUGGAGAUCCUCCAGGAGAGAGAGUACAGGCUACAGGCUCGUAUCGCUCACCGCAUCCAGGAGCUUGAAAAUCUGCCCGGCUCUCUUGCCAACGACCUUCGGACCAAGGCAAGCAUCGAGCUGAAGGCUCUGAGGCUGCUAAACUUCCAGAGACAGCUACGUCAGGAAGUCGUGGUUUGCAUGCGCCGUGACACCGCUUUGGAGACUGCCCUCAACGCUAAGGCUUACAAACGCAGCAAACGCCAGUCUCUCCGCGAAGCCCGAAUCACAGAGAAGCUGGAGAAACAGCAGAAGAUCGAACAGGAGCGCAAACGUCGGCAGAAACACCAGGAAUACCUCAACAGCAUACUGCAGCACGCCAAGGACUUCAAAGAGUACCACCGCUCCAUCACCGCCAAGAUUCAGAAGGCCACCAAAGCUGUCGCCACCUACCACGCCAACACAGAGCGUGAGCAGAAGAAAGAGAACGAGCGCAUUGAAAAGGAGAGAAUGCGGAGGCUGAUGGCUGAAGAUGAAGAAGGUUACCGUAAACUCAUCGACCAAAAGAAAGACAAGCGUCUGGCGUACCUGCUGCAGCAGACCGAUGAGUAUGUGGCGAACCUUACAGAGCUGGUACGAGCUCACAAAGCUGCUCAGGCUCUCAAAGAGAAGAAGAAGAAGAAGAAAAAGAAGAAGCCGGAGGCAGUGGAGGGUGGUGCUGCUGGUCUGGGACCGGAUGGAGAGCCUUUAGAUGAAACCAGCCAGAUGAGCGACCUGCCUGUGAAGGUGAUUCACGUGGACAGUGGAAAGAUCCUGACAGGCAUGGAUGCUCCUAAAGCCGGACAGCUGGAGACCUGGCUGGAAAUGAACCCAGGAUAUGAAGUAGCACCGCGCUCAGACAGUGAAGACAGCGGCUCAGAUGAUGAAGAAGAGGAGGAGGAGGAUGACGAUGAGCACCCUCAGCCGUCUUCGGCUCCAACAGAUGAGAAGAAGAAAAUCCCCGACCCUGACAGUGAGGAGGUGUCUGAAGUAGACGUACGGUGCAUCAUCGAACAUGCCAAGCAGGAUGUGGACGAUGAGUACGGUAGUGCAUCUUUCAACCGAGGCCUGCAGUCGUACUACGCCGUGGCUCACGCCGUCACAGAGAAAGUGGAGAAACAGUCAUCACUGCUAGUCAACGGGCAGCUCAAGCAAUACCAGAUCAAAGGUUUGGAGUGGCUGGUGUCGCUUUACAACAACAACUUGAACGGCAUCCUGGCUGAUGAGAUGGGUUUAGGGAAGACGAUCCAGACCAUCGCCCUGAUCACUUACCUCAUGGAGUACAAGCGCCUCAACGGGCCUUUCCUCAUCAUCGUACCUCUCUCAACCUUAUCAAACUGGGUCUACGAGUUUGAUAAGUGGGCGCCAUCCGUCGUCAAAGUCUCCUACAAGGGGUCUCCAGCUGCUCGUCGUGCUUUCGUCCCCAUCCUGCGCAGCGGAAAGUUCAACGUCCUGCUCACCACAUAUGAAUACAUCAUUAAAGACAAACAAGUGCUGGCAAAGCUGCGAUGGAAGUAUAUGAUUGUGGAUGAAGGCCACCGUAUGAAGAACCAUCAUUGUAAGCUUACUCAGGUCCUGAACACACACUACUUGGCCCCGCGGCGUCUGCUGCUCACAGGAACCCCGCUGCAGAACAAGCUGCCCGAGCUCUGGGCCCUGCUCAACUUCCUGCUGCCCACCAUCUUCAAGAGCUGCAGCACUUUCGAACAGUGGUUCAACGCGCCGUUCGCCAUGACCGGAGAGAAGGUCGACCUGAAUGAAGAGGAGACGAUCCUCAUCAUCCGACGUUUACACAAAGUGCUCCGGCCGUUCCUCCUGCGUCGACUCAAGAAAGAAGUGGAGGCUCAGCUGCCUGAGAAGGUGGAGUACGUGAUAAAAUGCGACAUGUCGGCUCUGCAGAGGGUUCUGUACAGACACAUGCAGGCCAAAGGAGUCUUACUCACAGACGGGUCGGAAAAAGACAAGAAGGGUAAAGGCGGUACGAAGACCCUGAUGAACACUAUCAUGCAGCUCAGAAAGAUCUGCAACCACCCCUACAUGUUCCAGCACAUUGAGGAGUCUUUCUCUGAACAUCUUGGUUACUCUGGUGGAAUCGUGAGUGGUCCUGACCUGUUCCGCUCCUCCGGAAAGUUUGAGCUCCUCGAUCGCAUCCUGCCCAAGCUGAGGGCCACCAACCACAAAGUGCUGCUCUUCUGUCAGAUGACCUCGCUCAUGACCAUCAUGGAGGACUACUUUGCCUACCGUAACUUCAAGUACCUGCGUCUGGACGGAACCACAAAGGCCGAGGAUCGUGGCAUGCUGCUGAAGACGUUCAACGACCCGGCCUCUGAGUACUUUGUGUUCUUGCUCAGUACCAGGGCUGGAGGUCUGGGUCUGAACCUGCAGUCCGCUGACACCGUCAUCAUCUUUGACAGCGACUGGAACCCUCAUCAGGAUCUGCAGGCUCAGGACCGAGCCCAUCGUAUCGGCCAGCAGAACGAGGUGCGCGUGCUCCGCCUCUGCACCGUCAACAGCGUGGAGGAGAAGAUCCUGGCGGCGGCCAAGUACAAACUGAACGUGGACCAGAAGGUCAUCCAGGCCGGCAUGUUCGACCAGAAGUCUUCAGGAUACGAGCGCCGCGCCUUCUUACAGGCCAUUCUGGAGCACGAGGAGCAGGAUGAGGAGGAAGACGAGGUUCCUGACGAUGAGACCGUCAAUCAGAUGAUCGCCAGGAGUGAAGAGGAGUUUGAGCAGUUCAUGCGUAUGGAUCUGGACAGACGCCGAGAGGAGGCCCGUAACCCGAAGAGGAAACCUCGUCUGAUGGAGGAGGAUGACCUGCCGAGCUGGAUCCUGAAAGACGACGCUGAGGUGGAGAGGCUGACCUGUGAGGAGGAGGAGGAGAAGAUGUUUGGCAGAGGAUCCCGUCAGCGUAAGGAAGUGGACUACAGCGACUCGCUCACAGAGAAACAGUGGCUCAAGGCCAUUGAGGAGGGGAAUCUGGAGGAUAUUGAGGAGGAAGUGCGUCAUAAAAAGACAACCAGAAAACGCAAGCGAGACCGAGACCACGAUGGUGGGCCGUCCACGCCAAGCUCCAGCAGCGGGCGAGGGCGGGAAAAAGACGAUGAGGGGAAGAAGGCGAAGAAACGAGGCCGCCCUCCGGCUGAAAAACUCUCACCCAACCCGCUGUCCCUGACCAAGAAGAUGAAGAAGAUCGUUGAUGCUGUUAUCAAAUACAAAGACGGUAAUGGCAGACAGCUGAGCGAAGUCUUCAUCCAGCUGCCAUCUCGUAAGGAGCUGCCUGAGUACUAUGAGCUCAUCCGCAAACCCGUCGACUUCAGGAAAAUCAAGGAGAGGAUCCGGAGUCACAAGUACCGCAGCCUCAACGACCUGGAGAAGGAUGUGAUGCUGCUGUGUCAGAACGCUCAGACCUUCAACCUGGAGGGAUCUCUGAUCUAUGAGGACUCCAUCGUGCUGCAGUCCGUCUUCACCAGCGUGAGGCAGAAGAUCGAGAAGGAGGACGAGAGUGAAGGAGAGGAGAGCGAAGAAGAGGAGGAGGAGCAGGACGAAGGCUCAGAGUCUGAAUCUCGUUCAGUGAAGGUGAAGAUCAAACUGAGCCGGAAGGAGAAGGGAGAGCGAGGAGUGAAGGGGCAACGACGACGAGGCCGCGGUGCUCGAGCUAAACCUGUGGUGAGCGACGACGACAGCGAGGAGGACCAGGAGGAGGAGCGUUCAGCCAGUGGUAGCGAGGAGGACUAAAGUGAGUCCCACUCCUUAUUGGACCAACAGCCCCCUGAGACCCUUGACUGGACUUUAUAUUUUACUUAGAAACAGCAGGGAGACGGUUUGUGGAAAAGGCCUAGUUUUACCUAGAUGAGCUGAUUUUUAGUGGGACUAUUGUAUUCUCAUUAAAGUAAACCAUUUAUUAAAACCAAUAAAAAAAUAAAAUAUGAAGUCCACCUGCAUAUUUAAACCAUUUCCCCCCCAUUAUGAAUAGUAGUGUCUCUUUACCUUUUUCUGUUUUCUCCUGUAAGUGGAAAAUCGGCAGAGUUUGACUUCUAGACUGAGCGUGGGCCAUAAAGACAUCGAACUGUUUUUUUUAAAGUGGUAUUCAUUAUGUCGUCUUUUACUUUGAGACAUGUGAACCAGGAGGAAAUCUGUGUAACUGAAGUCCCUUUUUGAAUGCAUGUCGUGCGUGUCUGUCGAAAAUGCACCUGGAUGUGUCUUCGCUAUUAUCUCUGUGUUUAAUUUAAGACUACAAGCGGGAUCACGGUACAUCCCACCCUGCAGCCCCUCCCUCUCAGGUUGUGUAUGAUUUGGGGGAGGGAGGGAUCGGACCAUUUUCUCGUGUCAGUGUCACUGGAUUCCAAAAAGUACAAUAAAGGCAUCUCAUGAUUGA
Cheilinus undulatus (humphead wrasse) is the source of this 5689-nucleotide messenger RNA. RefSeq names its product SWI/SNF related, matrix associated, actin dependent regulator of chromatin, subfamily a, member 4a (gene smarca4a). The transcript has 34 exons. The coding region runs from base 157 to 5049 and encodes 1630 amino acids. Lineage: Eukaryota; Metazoa; Chordata; Actinopteri; Labriformes; Labridae. The record is from RefSeq and is a predicted model, not a curated record. Gene Ontology annotation, molecular function: DNA binding; transcription factor binding; ATP-dependent chromatin remodeler activity. Gene Ontology annotation, cellular component: nucleus. Gene Ontology annotation, biological process: positive regulation of transcription by RNA polymerase II.